Molecule: messenger RNA, 1178 nt
Organism: Ruditapes philippinarum (Manila clam)
Lineage: Eukaryota; Metazoa; Mollusca; Bivalvia; Venerida; Veneridae
Exons: 2
Coding region: 39-548 (169 amino acids)
Source: RefSeq, a predicted model, not a curated record
GACACAGAUAGCAUGACUUCCGUAUAUCGGAAAGUGACAUGAAAUCUAUGGCAAGUUGUGAAUGGAGCGAUCUUGGUGAUGAUGAAUUUGGAAGUACAACAGAUGACGAAGUGUUUGAUACACAUUCAGAAGGUCAAAGAGAAACGCGAGUCAAUACAGAUUUACAGGAUCGAAUGGAACAGUUAGGUUUUAAUGACAAACUACAUGCACAGUUAGUUAACAAUAAUUAUAAACAUGACGAUCAUAGUGAAAGAAACACUGAGGUUGUGGAGGGACAUAUUGAACCAGAUCAAUGUGGGACUAGUGAAGGAAUAAACGUUGUCAAUGAAAAUGAUGUUAAAUCAGGAGUUUCGCGUGAUACAGGAAAUGACGUCAUGUCAAAUGAUAAACCGACAUUAGAUAGUAUCAAUACAAAAUUGAAUGACGCCAAAACGUGUAUUGUAAGUGAGGUAGAUAAAACUGAAAGUGAUAAGAAUGAAACAGAAGAAUAUAUCGGAUGUGACAUGCAAUCUGUUGAACGCCCUUCUUUAUCGGGAGAAGAAGAUUAAAACGCAUUAUUUCUAAAAAUUUAAAACUUAUUUUUUACCUUGAAUAGAGUAUUUUUCUAUUUGUAUAGAUAUCAUGUAUAUAUAUUUAUAAUACUGCAUGUUUGUAACGUUGCUUUUCAUUAAAUAAGUUUAUAUAGUUUAAUUUACACGGCUGCUGUCAAUUUACAAGAAAUCUGACUUUUUUUCUCCAAAAAAAAGCAAGUAUGCUGUAUUAUAAAUUCGUUUAAAAAUCUUUAAAGUAUAUAGACUAUAUUAGCGUCACGAUUAUCCUAUUAAAAGCGAUGUUACAAACAUGCAAUAUUAUAAACCCGAUUAGAUACUUUCUGCGUAGAUGAUAUUGUUAAAGACACUUAAUAUUUGUAGGGUAAUAAAUUGAAAUACUUAGAAAAUUAGUGAUAGAAAUUUAUGGACACUAUUGAUUUGACAGACGUAGACAAUGCUAGCGUAGGUUUAUUUUAGCCAUAGAACAUGUUAUCACCCUUGAUGUUUUAUGAAAUUUGAACAAUGAAUUGUUUAUUUUUGUUAUGCAAAUGUGAUUUUGGAAAAAAAUGUUUUAAGCAUAUUUUUGUAUCAGGGCUUGUGCAAUAAAAAUAGAAUAUUAAAAAUAGAAUAUUAAAACAUUAACUAGUA